ACCUGCCAAUCCCGUGCCAGCUGGAAUUCGGCAAUUCUUGACGGAGCGGCUCCUAACGCUCACCAUGCCUCGUCUCGCGCCACGUCACCAAUGCCUGACGAGACCAAAUCACCAACGACCGCGGAGACUAGCAUAAUGUCUUGCUUUCGUUGGCCCGGCUUGACGACGGAUUCGGAUUCGAGUUAUACUAGGGCACCCGGGCGCCGCUUUCGCGACGACAUGGCGGCAGCAUGGCUGGCGCGACCAAGGCGUCAAGAUGGGGGCCACACGGCAGAGACCGAGCCUGAUUCCGAACGCCGUACUAGUUCUAGGAAUCGGGAAUGGCGGAGGAAGGAGGACGACGCGGAAGAGACGCGGGAGGUGGCGAGGGCGGAGCAGCGGGCGUCGGCGAGGGCGGAGCAGCAAGUGGCGGCGAGGGCCAUUCGCGUGACCCCGAGUCGGACCCGGAGGCGUGCGAGCGGCCGUUCGAGCAGCCGCAGUCGUGGCGGCACCGGUGGCGCGGCAAGGGCGAGUGGAACUCGGGGCUGAAGGACUUCCUCCGGGAUCCCCGCGCCGCCGUGCUCGGGUGCUGCCUGCCGUGCUACCUCUUCGCGCAGACGGCAAGGAAGAUCACCGACGGCCGCUUGCAGUUCUCGAGGGCGUUCGCCACCUACUGCCUUGUAGGAGGGUGCUGGGGCGCACCCCUUUCCUUGAUUCUAGGCCCCUUGGCCUACUGGCUGACGUGUGUCCCGUGCUACGCGUCCACCAUGCGACGACAGCUGCGCCACAAGAAGGGGCUCCGGGAACGACCCAUGGACGACUUUGCCGCCCAUUGCUGCUGCCACCCGUGCGCGCUUUGUCAGGAGUACCGGGAGAGCCGCGAGUUUGACUUGGAGCUGGUGGCGGGGCCAACGCACCCCACAGUGGACAGACUACCGGAGGAAACAGCCAGGCACCUGGCGCACCUGCAGCAGACGCAGCAGAUGGAGAGGUGACUCUAGGGAGAGGCUGUUUUAGAUGUACUUCGAGAUUUUUAGGAGUUGGGCAAACAGAGCAGAUUAGAGAGCAUGUGCUGCACACUUGGCUAGCAGUCAGUCGGUUCUUUCUGCUGCAAGCAGAGUGGGCCUUCGUAUGGCUGGGUUUGGUUGGUUUGAAUGGUGAUGUUUCACUGCACGCUGCUGUUUGUCG
Closterium sp. NIES-67 is the source of this 1167-nucleotide messenger RNA. Lineage: Eukaryota; Viridiplantae; Streptophyta; Zygnematophyceae; Desmidiales; Closteriaceae. The record is from the annotation of a GenBank genome assembly.